CCUGUCGCCUCUUUUCCUCCGCCACUGGCCUCUUUUCAGUUUCCUCCCCUCCGCUCCCUUGUUCUUUUCAUCCACGACUCGCCCUGUGGAUUCCCCCCCCCCCCUCCCUUGUCUCUCUGGGAAACCUUUGCAGAGCAGCGCUGUCGUGACUCGCCGGCUGCCACUGCAAGGGAAGGAGAGAGCAGGAGGAAGAAGAGAAAGAGAGAGAAUUCGAGACAGACUAAUCGAUACAGAAGAGAGAGAGGCGCUUGGAGAGAAGAGGAGAGGCAGUAGCAGCAUUUCUCCUUCACGUUUUGAUUUAAAAGGAGAUUUUCUUUGACUUGUAUGGGGGUCUUCCGAAGCAUUUGAUUCCUGUCCUUCCCUUGGAGAGGGGACAGCUAAUUGAAGGGACAGCUGUUGCAGUUUGGACACAUCCAGGACUCUUCUUUCCUCCCCUCUUCAGCCAAAACUGCCAACAUUUGAGAUUUGAGGAGGACCGCUUUUGAAUGAGAAGUUUAAUGUUAACCAAAUAAUUUAUCUCCAUUCUGAAUGAUAAUGCUGGACACCAACCAUUGCCUGUCCUUUGAGCCCUCCCCCCCGGGCUCUCCCCUAAUGGGAGAAGACAUGGAGAAGGCAGUACUGAUGAUGGAUCAUGACAGACUUGUCUAUCACAGCCUGAAAGAAGUCCUCCAGCUUAAACUCCAGCAGAGACGUACACGAGAGGAACUGGUCAGCCAAGGGAUCAUGCCACCGCUGAAGAGCCCAGCAGCCUUUCACGAACAGCGGAGGAGUCUGGAGCGAGCGAGGACCGAGGACUAUCUGAAGAGGAAGAUCCGGUGUCGUCCUGAGCGCUCUGAGCUGGUCAGGAUGCACAUCCUGGAGGAGACGUCUGCAGAGCCGUCCCUGCAGGCCAAGCAGCUGCAGCUGAAGCGAGCGCGACUGGCCGACGACCUCAACGACAAGAUCUCCCACAGACCAGGUCCCAUCGAACUGGUUCACAAGAACAUCCUGUCUGUCGACUGCCCUGUGCACUCUCCGCUGGAGGGAGAGAGCUCAUCUUUAGAUGAAGACAGCAGCGAUGCUCUGUCACCAGACCAGCUAACCAAUCACGACUCUCCUUUGAGUGCCGUCCCUCAGCUGUCCCCCUCUGACGUCCUCACCCAGAACGGGGACAUGUCCCCCACACAGUUCAUUACAGAGUCCCCACCACCUCCUCCUCCUCCACCACCACCACCACCACCCCCUCCUUCUCAGGUGAAUGGGUCAGACUCCUCCCCAUUCCCAAAAGUGACAAAUGGGACGACGGUGACUUUAAUAAACUCCCGCCCCUCUACUGGACAUGUCAAGCAGUCCCAGGGUAAGACGAGUUCAGACCGUCCUCCCCACAGACCCAAGAAACCAAAGGACAGCAAACCCAAGGUGAAGAAGCUGAAGUACCACCAGUACAUCCCUCCAGACCAGAAGGCCGACAAAGAGCGUCCACCCCAGAUGGACUCGUCCUACGCAAAGCUCCUCCACCAGCAACAGCUCUUCCUGCAGCUGCAGAUCCUCAACCAGCAACAGCAGCACUACAACUACCACACCAUCCUGCCCGCCCCUCCCAAGCCACCAACAGAGCAGCUUCCCACAACCAACUCUGGCCCUUCCCCUUCUCGCAGCGUUCCCACGACGACAACCCCCACCCCCUCCCAUCAGAGCGGGGCUGUCCGUCAGAGCCAAACUGCAGUGGGAGGAGCCAAACCAAGCACCUUGCCAGCCAACCUGGAUGAGUUCAAAGUCGCCGAGUUGAAACAGGAACUCAAAUUGCGUGGUUUGACCGUCUCAGGCACCAAGAACGAUCUCAUCGAGAGGCUCCGCAACUACCAGGAGCAAAACGGUGGCACCACAGCGGCUUUGAAAAAUGGCACAUCGCAGGCCAGCCAGCAGGGCACUAUCACAUCCUCUGCAAACACAACUACCAUCCCUGACCACCAAUCAGGAGAGGUUGGCUUCAAGUUAGAUUUGUCAUCACUGGGUCAGGUGAUUCCAGGGCGGGUCAUGCGAUUUGGCAGCACCAGCUCCAGCCCUCCGAUGUCACCCACUCCGUCUGAGAGGUCACUGACCGGGAUGAGUCCCGAUGAGACGAGCUGUAAUGGAGACAUGUUUGGAGAAAUGGUGAGCUCUCCCCUUACCCAGCUCACCCUGCACCCGUCUCCUCAGCACCCAUCAAACAUCUCUCCACUCUCCAAGGUCAAAGAGGAGAUCCAGAGCUCAUGCAGCCUGUCCAGGCUCUCGCCCGCCUCGAGUCAGCCUCCAGAGGUCCUGUCUGGAGUAACUAUGGACACAUCCUCCUUGGACAAGGACCAGAUGCUGCAGGAGAAGGACAAACAGAUCGAGGAGUUGACCAGGAUGCUGAGGCAGAAGCAGAGGCUGGUGGAGACCCUCCGGUCCCAGCUGGAGCAGGGCAAGAUGACAGGCGGAGUAGGGUUGGAGAAGGAAGGAAGUGAUAGGAGCAGAACAUCCAUGACCGAGGUGAAACUUCAAACUUUGAUUAAAGCCUCGGCCAUUCAGCCCCCCACUCUCCCCAACGGCGUCGUGGUGAAGAAGGAGGCGGAGCCUGAGGAGGGGAUGGAGGGAGUAACGGAGGCGGCCCAGGCAAAGAGAGCGCUCCAGCCGAUGCAGUGCUCCCAGGAGACUCUGCUCAGGCUGCAGCAGAUUCAUCGGCUGCAGAUCCAACAAGCCGAGCAGCAAAAACAGACCACGCUGCAGCCCAAACAGCAGCAGAGUCAGGUGGCACUGCAGAAGGUGGCAGAGGCUAUGUCCAACCCUCAAAAACUACAACAGCAGAAGAAAGAAGCCCAAAUCCUGCUCCAUCAGCAGCAGCAACUGCAGCAGCUCAUCAUACAGCAGACCCAACAGAAACAGCUGCAGGCGCAGCAGAAACUCGCCCAGCAGAAACUCGCCCAGCAGAAACUCAGUCAACAGAAGCUGGCGCAGCAGAACCAGCUCAAACAGACUCAAGCUCAACAGAGCCAGCAGAAGAACCAGGUUCAGCUGAAGCCGGUUCAGGUGCAGAUCCAGAAGCCUGCAGUGAGCCAAGCCCAGCUGAGGAAGCAGCAGAGAGCUCUGCAGAGGCAGCAGCAAAGGCAACAGACGGCAACUGUCGCCACACAACAGGUGAACCCGGUCUUGAUCAGCCAACAGAACGGCACUCAGAUCCACACCCAGGCCAUUUCAUUAGACCUCCUCAAGGCAAACGGCACGCCGACUCUGGUCACCGACGGCAACGGCAACCACUACCUGAUCGCUCUGACCAGUCACACCGCAGACGGACAGAACGGAGGGUCCUCAUUGGCCAAACCCAACGGACGCAUCACACUGCAGAGGUUGCAGUCGACUCCAAGUAAACUCCCCAGCACUGACAGCCAAUCAAAAGAGCCGCCAGUGACAGAGCCAAUCAAAAAGGGACAGAAGGCGGGGCUUCACCUGGACACCAAUGGUGUGCCACAACCCAGCCUGUCAGCCACCGCUCCACCCAACCUGCAGCCUUUCUUUGAAGACAUGUCAGACAGUGAAAGCCAAAGCAACUUAAUCUCAUCUUAUAAGAGAGAGGUGUGUCCGCCGUACGACCGGCACACACUGUUCACCCCUCCCUCUCCCAAACGCAACACCUCCCUUCCUACUCAGCACUCCAAACAGGAGAAUGGCGUCAACAGUCAGCAGAUGGACGACCUGUUUGACAUCCUGCUGAAGAGUGGAGAAAUCCCCAGCUUCAAGGCCAACCCGGACCCUUCCCUCGCCCCCCUCCACUCUGACCCGCCCUCCCCAUCCUCUCCCCCAUCCCCCCUCCACCUCUCCCCUCCCACCCCGACAGAGCCCCUCAUCUCCCCUCAGCCCUCCGUGGGAGAGCCCUGCACAGGCAGCGGGCGCCUGGAGGACUUCCUGGAGAGCACCACAGGCGCCCCGCUGCUGGGCGUGGAGCCCGACGGCGGCCUGACGCUUAUCGACGACCUCCACAGCCAAAUGCUGAGCACGCCCAGCAUCCUGGACCACCCUCCCUCCCCCAUGGACACGUCCGACCUGGGCUUCUCCCCCCACUCCACGGGGCUGGACUUUGGCGACCCCACCCUGGACAGCAUGGAUUGGCUGGACAUCUCGAUGGUGGGGAGCGCGGGCAGCGCAGGUAGAGGAGGAGGAGGAGGAGGAGGAGGGGGAGCUGGUGACGGAGACGGGGGGACGAGCCUGGCCCCGCUGGUGCCGCACACUCCGCCCAGCGUCUUCUCCACCGAUUUCCUGGACAGCACUGACCUGCAGCUGCACUGGGAGUCGUGUCUGUAGCCCUGCACGCAGAUGGACGCGCACUCGCUCACGCCGUGUACAGGCUCUGUCUUUAUUUCAUGCACAUGUAGAAACCUUUUCUAUGCUGUCUCUACCACUGCGGGGGUCACUGGCACAUGCAAAUGCGCGCACACACACAUACACAUAGACACACACACACACACACACACACACACACACACACACACACACAGUUUGCCCUGUCUUUCACUGGCUGUUACUGUAUGCAGGAUGAGGUGAAAUAAGAAAGAAACAUAGAAGUUCAAUUAAUAGAGAGGACUUGAACUUGGUGGAACUGAAGUGGACUUUUUGAAAUUGAAUUCUAUGGGGACAGCAGGCUGCUCACAUCCAAGCUGAU
Sander lucioperca (pikeperch) is the source of this 4654-nucleotide messenger RNA. It is a transcript of the gene mrtfab, whose product is annotated as myocardin related transcription factor Ab. Gene Ontology annotation, biological process: smooth muscle cell differentiation. The record is from RefSeq and is a predicted model, not a curated record. Lineage: Eukaryota; Metazoa; Chordata; Actinopteri; Perciformes; Percidae. The coding region runs from base 529 to 4296 and encodes 1255 amino acids. The transcript is spliced from 19 exons.